AUGGCCAACCUUUCCCCAAACGGUCUUGGAUUUGCCGGUAGCGACGACGACGACGUUUCGCGCGUGGACUUUGCAUCGCAAGAGCACGCUAUGGCCGCCGCUACAGCCAAAGCAGAGGCAUCUGAUGGCUUGACCCCGGAAUUUCAGGAUGCACCCCACAGCCUCGAGCAGCAAGAUGACGACGCCGGUCGCUCAAGACAGCCUGAUGCAGCUGGAGCAAACGAAGAUACCGCGACAAAUGGUACCGCUAGCAACCCACCCCGUGGCCACAAUGGCGAAGAGCAGCCGUACCUCCAACGACCGCUCGGCCCUAUGAGAACACUAUCCAGCACGUAUAAUCCAUCGUCAUCUCGAAGGCCGCAGCCGCCACAGACAGGGUCAGCAUACGAUGGCACUAUCCGAUCAUCGUCGGCAACGCGCCCAUGGCCCAGCGACAGCAGAUUUCGGGCUCAGGAACGAGCUUACGUGCAAAAGUUACGGCAAGAAUACGAUGGCGAAUAUUUCAACCACUACGAUGAGAUUGGCAAUGACUCAGACUCGGACGGGGAGACUCCUUCAACUGAAAGCCCAUUCGAUGAUCGUCUUGACCAGGAAACAAUUAUGUUCUACGGCAACGACGACGUACAACCUACCGAAGACGAGUUACAGGAUCCUGAGAGUCGCGAAAGGCUCGAGUGGCAUGGCAUGCUUGAAGCUGUUCUGACUGGCGACGUGGUGCGACAAGAGAAGAAGAGACUGAUUGGUUCAUCUGAGCAAGCCGUCGGAAAGACGGGCCACAAAUCAGAACUUUGGCUGGGUGUCCGCAGCAAAGUGUGUGGCAGGCAUCUUCCCGUGCAGAAGCGCAUUGUGGAAGAGGCGCGCGCCACUCUAGAUCGGACGCUGGACGAAAUUAUCAACUUCAAAGUCAAGGGUGAAAGCGAGGCCGGAAAAAACCCGUACGAGCAGGUCCGUGACAUUGUUGCCUCGAUUCAAAAGUGCGAGAGUCUAUAUCCUUCUUGGGCGGCCCUCGUUGCCGAGCAUCAAACGGCAGCAUCACCACAGUUCAGCGAGGCGUAUGAAGCAAUCAUGUCUUGGUACAAUACCAACGAAAUGAUCAAUACUGAACUUGCCAUUCUCAAGAAAUGGGUUGGCAACGCCGAACUGGACUUCUCUCGCACCAAACAGCGAUCACCGGCCGUGGACGGCAUUGCGCCCGAUGAAGCUUCCUUUUUGGACCGACUUAUGAAGGAAGACGGGUUACAAUCCUUGUACAACGACGAUGACCAGCUUGAAGCAAACGGCAUGCUGCCACCUAUUGCAAACAUCAUCUCAAAGGCCAAGGAGACCUUUAUCCGCAAUUCUAUGCCGUUCCAGAAACGACAUCUGCCGCCCUACUUGGAUGAGCUUUUGACGCUCAUCAGCUUCCCAUCUAGACUCAUCGAAGAGAUUACGCGAAUGAUUUCACAAUUCCAGCUGCUUCUCAAAGCAGCCAUCAGGAUUAAAAAGGAAUAUCUAACAAUAGAGAAGCCAGAGCCAGGUUGGGAUCUCCCUCCGUGCAUUGAUGAGUCUUUUGACCAAGUCGUGCUAGAGGCGUUGAAGUACUAUUUCAAGAUGCUCAACUGGAAGCUCACGGGCAACAGAAACACUUUCAAGGAAGCUGAAUUGUUGUUCCAGGAGUGGGAGUUUGCAAAUGAUAUAGGCAGGCAGCUGCAGCGAGGCCACAUUGAGGUUGCCGAGCAGUUUAGCUCCCUGACCCUGAAGGCCAUCAGCCGUCUCAGCCAGACGUUUGAGAGAGAGUUGCAGGCCAAAUCGGGUGAAUCGGCCGCGGAGAUGACGAAGCGAUACAAAGCUUGCCUGGACUCAGUCCGUGUGCGCCAGCGAAUGCUGCAGCGUUUCUCGCGCAUGCUAAGCGACAACUACGAGCACGCCUCAGACUAUAGCGUUUCCUACUCGCCCCAGAACUUGUCCAAGUUCUUUGAUCAGCUGGCAGCCACUGGCCAUUUCCGUGUGCAGACUGAUGUAUUCGAGAAGGAUGGCAUCUACGUCAUAGCAUCCUCAGACUUGCAUGACAGGCUUGACGACAUUCAGGCCAUGAUGGCCAUUACAAAGAAGGACAUUUUUGAGGAGGAGUCUAGCGCCGGGUACAUCUUAGUGGUGCGGCCCGAGGAGGCUUUGAGUUGGUUCGGCGAGGUCAUUAACGUGACAUUGAGGACCCAAGUCAUUGAUUUGAAACGUGGCCAGCUUCGUCUUUGCGCCACCAGCUCACAAGCGCUUCCCAAUGCCAGGAAGGAAUUUCUUGACGCUGUCGACACGCAUGUUGAUCUAUUACAAGAAGCAAGGUCGAACAUUCACAAAGUGAACCAAAAGCUGACGGACAUUCGAAAAGUCACAUAUAAGCUCUCAAACACAUUCAUGGACAGCGUCCAAACCAUUCGAAAACAAGCACUUGGAACUGGAAAAGACUGCAGCGAGCUCAUUCAAACCUGCUUCGUAUUCGCAACAGAAUUUGGUCAGCGAUCGCUGCUCUACAUGGACAGCAAUAGACGCCAGAUGAACAACUUGAAGCUCACCAAGCUUGCGCUUGACUGGGUCAGCUUCAUCUGUGACGACUGCGAGGCCUCGGAUAGGAAGACGUUCCGUUGGGCAGUCCUUGCGCUGGAACUGGCAAUGGGCAUGACUCGUGGACGGCACAUUCUUGCGCUGGGUGAAGAGGAGUACGCCACGCUGCGAGCUAAGGUGGCUGGUUGCAUGUCAGUACUCAUCUCGCACUUUGACAUUAUGGGCGCACGAUCCAACCUGGCCGCACAGGCUGAGAGGGAAAGAGUCGAAGCCAUGAUGGGCCAGUUCAAGAAGUUGGACAGCAAGAAAAUGCUGGACGACGAGGAGGCUGCCAGAUGCAGAGCCCUGCAGCGGAUUGAGUUCCUGGACAAGGUAGACGAGCUUCGUCUUGAAAAGGAGGCAGAGCGCCGAUCGUUAGGCCGUGUGCUGGAGGCGACUAACGAGGCCGACCGUUCGCUAGCCUACUUAUCCUCGUCGUCAAUGAAUGUGACGAUGCGCUGGCAGCAAGGCCAUUUUGUCGGAGGCGGUACUUUUGGCAAUGUGUAUGCCGCCAUGAACCUCGAGUCUGGCCAGUUGAUGGCUGUAAAAGAGAUUCGACUGCAAGACCCCAAGCAGAUCCCGACCAUUGCGGAGCAGAUUCGCGACGAAAUGGGAGUCUUGGAAGUUCUUGACCAUCCCAACGUCGUGGCCUACCACGGUAUCGAAGUUCAUCGCGAUCGCGUCUACAUUUUCAUGGAGUACUGUUCUGGAGGAUCCCUUGCCAACCUGCUCGAGCAUGGUCGAAUCGAAGACGAGCAGGUCAUCACCGUUUAUGCGCUGCAGCUAUUGGAAGGUCUGGUGUAUUUGCAUGAAAGCUUCAUCACCCAUCGUGACAUUAAGCCAGAGAAUAUUCUGCUUGAUCAUAACGGUAUCAUCAAAUAUGUCGACUUUGGUGCGGCCAAGGUGAUUGCACGACAGGGCCGAACGCUAGCCCAAGACCUGCACGCCACGAAGCCAAACAAGUCGAUGACGGGCACGCCGAUGUACAUGUCGCCCGAAGUGAUCAAGGGAGAGCUCUCGGAGCACUCUGGCAGGGCUGGGGCUGUGGAUGUCUGGUCGCUUGGGUGUGUCAUUUUGGAGAUGGCUACCGGAAGACGACCGUGGGCAAACCUUGACAACGAGUGGUCCAUCAUGUACAACAUUGGACAGGGCAACGCCCCGGCGCUCCCCACCACGGAGUUUUUGAGCCCGCAGGGUCUCGACUUUUUGAAGAAGUGCUUCAUUCGCGACCCAUCCAAGCGGUGGACCGCUGUUGAGCUGCUCCAGCAUGAAUGGAUCAUGGCCAUCCGUAGCCAGGUUGUCGAGUCACCGACACCUAGCGAGAUGAGCUCAUCCGCUGCGACUACGCCCUACUCGAAUAACCAGUGA
Akanthomyces muscarius is the source of this 3945-nucleotide messenger RNA. RefSeq lists its product as uncharacterized. The record is from RefSeq and is a predicted model, not a curated record. Lineage: Eukaryota; Fungi; Ascomycota; Sordariomycetes; Hypocreales; Cordycipitaceae. Gene Ontology annotation, cellular component: cytoplasm. Gene Ontology annotation, biological process: stress-activated MAPK cascade; protein phosphorylation. Gene Ontology annotation, molecular function: MAP kinase kinase kinase activity; ATP binding. The transcript has 3 exons. The coding region runs from base 1 to 3945 and encodes 1314 amino acids.